Molecule: messenger RNA, 7920 nt
Organism: Suncus etruscus (white-toothed pygmy shrew)
Lineage: Eukaryota; Metazoa; Chordata; Mammalia; Eulipotyphla; Soricidae
Gene: EPB41L1
Product: erythrocyte membrane protein band 4.1 like 1
Exons: 25
Coding region: 184-4725 (1513 amino acids)
Biological process (GO): cortical actin cytoskeleton organization
Cellular component (GO): plasma membrane; cytoskeleton
Molecular function (GO): actin binding; structural molecule activity
Source: RefSeq, a predicted model, not a curated record
GGCGAGCGGGGCUUUUCUGCGCAGCCCGAGUGCGCCUCUGAGCGCGCCAGGGCGGCCCCGGGGCGCACGGAACCGACCCAGGACCAACCGCGUCCGGAAGCCCGGCCGCCGCCGCCGCCAGGUGUCUGACUGACGUCCUACCCCAGGGAGCCAGUGUGGCCAGAGCAGGGCGCGCUGGUCACCAUGACAACAGAGACGGGCCCCGACUCUGAUGUGAGAAAGGCUCAGGAGGAAGCCCCCCAGCAGCCUGAGGCUGCCGCUGCCACUACCCCUGUGACCCCCACAGGCCAAGGCCACCUGGAGGCCAACACCAAUGAGAAGCAACUGGCCCAGCAGGAUCCUAGGCCUGCUGACCAGAGCCUAGACAUGGAGGAGAAGGACUACAGUGAGGCUGAUGGCCUGUCAGAGAGGACUACACCCAGCAAGGCCCAGAAGUCACCCCAGAAGAUUGCCAAGAAGUACAAGAGUGCCAUUUGCCGGGUCACUCUGCUCGAUGCUUCCGAGUAUGAAUGCGAGGUGGAGAAGCAUGGCCGGGGCCAGUUGCUCUUCGACCUGGUGUGUGAGCACCUCAACCUACUGGAGAAGGACUACUUCGGCCUGACCUUCUGCGACGCGGACAGUCAGAAGAACUGGCUGGACCCCUCCAAGGAAAUCAAGAAGCAGAUCCGGAGUAGCCCUUGGAAUUUUGCCUUCACAGUCAAGUUCUAUCCCCCAGACCCUGCUCAGCUGACAGAAGAUAUCACCAGAUACUACCUGUGCCUGCAGCUGCGGGCGGACAUCAUCACGGGCCGCCUGCCCUGCUCCUUUGUCACGCAUGCCCUGCUGGGAUCCUAUGCUGUGCAGGCUGAGCUGGGUGACUAUGAUGCUGAGGAACAUGUGGCCAAUUAUGUCAGCGAGCUUCGCUUUGCCCCCAAUCAAACCCGGGAGCUGGAAGAGAGGAUCAUGGAACUGCACAAGACAUACCGGGGCAUGACCCCGGGAGAGGCAGAGAUUCACUUCCUGGAGAACGCUAAGAAGCUUUCCAUGUAUGGAGUUGACCUGCACCAUGCCAAGGACUCGGAGGGCAUCGACAUCAUGCUUGGCGUCUGUGCCAAUGGCCUGCUCAUCUACCGUGAUCGGCUGAGGAUCAACCGCUUUGCCUGGCCCAAGAUCCUCAAGAUCUCUUACAAGAGGAGUAACUUCUAUAUCAAGAUCCGUCCUGGAGAGUAUGAACAGUUCGAGAGCACCAUUGGCUUCAAGCUCCCAAACCACCGGUCAGCAAAGAGACUAUGGAAGGUCUGCAUUGAGCACCACACCUUUUUCCGGCUGGUAUCCCCUGAACCCCCACCCAAAGGCUUCCUAGUGAUGGGCUCCAAGUUCCGGUAUAGUGGGAGGACCCAGGCCCAGACUCGCCAGGCCAGCGCCCUCAUCGACCGGCCUGCACCCUUAUUUGAGCGCUCCUCCAGCAAACGGUACACCAUGUCUCGCAGCCUUGAUGGAGCAGAGUUCUCUCGCCCGGCCUCCGUCAGCGAGAACCAUGACACAGGCCCAGACGGGGACAAGAGGGAGGAGGAUGGCGAGUCGGGAGGUCGGCAGUCAGAGACGGAGGAGGGCGAGGUCAGGACGCCCACUAAGAUAAAGGAGCUCAAGCCGGAGCCAGAAACCACGCCGCGACACAAGCAGGAGUUCUUAGACAAGCCGGAGGAUGUACUGCUGAAGCACCAGGCCAGUAUCAAUGAGCUGAAGCGGACUCUGAAAGAACCCAACAGCAAACUCAUCCACCGGGACCGAGACUGGGAGCGGGAUCGUCGGCUGCCCUCCUCACCAGCCUCCCCAUCCCCCAAGGGCACCCCUGAGAAAGCCAGCGAGUCCCUGAAGAGCCAGAACACCUCGUGGGACUUGGUGCCUGAGUCUAGGAUGGCCACAGGCUUGGAAGUGUUCACUCAGAAAAGUCUUGCUGCAUCUCCUGAGGGCUCAGAGCACUGGGUCUUUAUAGAAAGAGAGUACCUUAGGCCAGAAGACCUCGGCCUCCUGGAAGUGUCCUCCCCACACCAGGAAGAAAGGGAGGCAGGCCUUUCCCACAUCCUUGCUGACGGCAGACUCUCCAAGGUAGACAUCCUGGUGGACAAGUUUAAAGUCGAAGUGGCCACAGAAGAGAUGGUGGGGUCCAGAAGCGUAAAUACUCAGCGAGGAAGAAUGAUCGCCAGUCCCGAAGAUUUUGAGUCUGUGUGGGAGGGAGGCCCCUGGUUCAUAGAAGGCCUAGCGGGGGAAGUGCUGCUAGGGGCCUCCCAGAUUUCAGGGGGUCUCCUAGAGAGCCAGACAGAAUGGCACCAAGAACUGGGAGAGCUCCAGACUGGGGGACUAUCCAAGGCCCCAGAGCCCAGCCUGGCCAAGGUGGAGGACACCGCUCUAACCUCCAGCAUGGGAAACCUUCAGUCCUUUCUGCUGGACCUGGCCCCCAAGGACACCAGAGCCAACUCCAGUAAUGAAGUUGACCCAUCCUCUGCAGAGAAAGAUUCUAAUGGCUGCCUUCUGUCUCUUUCUCAGGAUGCAUGGGAGGGUCCCCUGGUCAAUCCCACUGGGCAUGGCUGGGAAGUUGCAAAGCAACCUGGAAUAGAGGCCACAGUCCCUCAGGACUCAGUGCCAAUCUUGGGCAGUAAUACCAACAGAGAGGAGGGAGCUUUCCCAGUUUCUGAGCAAGGUGCAGGGCCCCCCAAAAGAGAGGAUGAGCGUGCGGUUUUUGUGGGCAAGCUCCAAGAGGAACCGGCUCCUGGCCAGGAGUUUGCUGAAGACUGGAAGGGAGCCUGGUAUGGGAUGCAGGGAGAGAUUACUCACAUAGCAGGCACCCCAGAAGAGGGCCCCCAAAAUGGGGACUUGGUGGAACAGGCUGAAUGGAAGAACCAUGCACAGCACAGAGGAGGGCCAGUGCACCCAGACCCCCAGGCCUGGGAUUUUCAGGUGGCUGACCCUUUUCAGAAUGGCAGGAAGCUGAGCAUAGCCCAAAAGACUUGGUCAGACCCCAACCCUGGGGCAGAAGCUGUGCAUGAGGACCCCCAGGCCUUCAGUUUUCUCCAGAUGGAGGUGGUUGCUCCCCUCCCCACCUCUGCAGAGGAAACUUCCCCAUGUCCCGAUGAUCAGGAACCUGGAGGACUUUUGGAGCUUGGGGAUCCCAUUGGAGAGCCGCCCCUUUUUUCCCCCAAACGGGCCCUUCACUCUAAAGAGGACGCAGAACUUGAAGACAGAGUAGCAACGAUCCGGGCCCCUGAUGGAGUGCGGCGGCGGGCGCCUCCAGUGGCCAGCAAGAAGCCCAGAUUUGUCCCAGAAGAAGCCACAGGGACCCUGCCCCCAGGGGUGCUGUUCCUUUCGGGGAAGCCAAAAGAGAAGCCCCUGCUGCAGGCUGGGCGCCAGGAGGGAUCCCUCGAAGAUAUCAGCAAGGCCUCUGUAGCCAACAAGAUCCGUAUUUUUGAGACUCAGGGGCCAGAAGGUCUCCGAGGGAGUCCGAGCGAUGGGUCUGCAGAGACCACACUGGCACAGCUGGAGCAGCAACGGAAGAAGCUCUUAGAAUUGGGCUUGAUCCAGCUCCAGCUCCCCAGGGAAAACGGGGUCAGCUCUUGGGUUCCACAUGCCUCAGCCAUGCCACCACCUCCCAGACCCUUCCGAGGGCGCCUCACCCCCACAUCUCAGCAAGCAGGACACAGGGAACUCGACCUCUCGUCCCCUGAUUCAGGCUGUGAAACAACCCUGGUGGAAGCGACGGGGGGACCUGGCCACAGAGCAGGGCUAAGGGAGGGCUCAGAGGAGAAGGUCAAAUUGCCACGUCCCAGGGCCCCUGAGAGUGACACAGGCGAGGAGGACCAGGACCAGGAGAGGGACGCGGUGUUCCUGAAGGACAACCACCUUGCCAUUGAGCGCAAGUGCUCCAGCAUCACUGUCAGCUCCACAUCCAGCCUGGAAGCCGAGGUGGACUUCACAGUCAUGGGCGACUACCACGGCAGCGCCUUCGAAGACUUCUCCCGAAGCCUGCCUGAGCUCGACCGAGACAAGAGUGACUCGGACACCGAAGGCCUGGUGUUCGCCCGGGAUCUCAGCAAGGGGGGAACCGGCCAGGAGGAUGAGUCAGGGGGCCUGGAGGACAGCCCGGAUCGAGGGGCCUGCUCCACCCCGGAGCUGCCCCAGUUUGAGCCCGUGAAAGCGGAAACCAUGACCGUCAGCAGCCUUGCCAUUAGGAAGAAAAUUGAGCCAGAGGCCAUGUUGCAGACUCGAGUCAGCACUGCAGAUGCUGCCCAGGUGGACGGGGCUGUCCCCGGGGGGAAGGAGUUCCUAACCACCACUCCCUCCAUCACCACGGAGACCAUUUCCACCACCAUGGAGAACAGUCUCAAGUCCGGGAAGGGGGCAGCGGCCAUGAUCCCAGGCCCACAGGCGGUGGCCACGGAAAUCCGUUCUCUUUCUCCGAUCAUCGGGAAAGAUGUCCUCACCAGCACCUACGGCGCCACUGCGGAAACCCUGUCCACCUCCACCACCACCCAUGUCACCAAAACUGUGAAAGGGGGGUUUUCAGAGACAAGGAUUGAGAAAAGAAUCAUCAUUACUGGGGAUGAAGACGUGGAUCAAGACCAGGCCCUGGCUUUGGCCAUCAAAGAGGCCAAACUGCAGCAUCCGGACAUGCUGGUAACCAAAGCUGUCGUGUACAGAGAAACAGAACCGUCUCCAGAGGGACGGGACAAGAAGCCACAGGAGUCCUGACCUCAGUGAUGGGGAUGCUGGCGUUUCUGGUCCAACUCCAGCCAGAGAACCAUUCAGAAGGGGCCUUCACUCUGGACUCUCCGAAUUAACACCGCCGUCCCAGCUGUGAGGCGCCGUCCCCAAGGAGAGACUGGGAAGGGAAAAGCAUAUAUAUAGAGAUAUAUAGAGAUAUAGAUAUAUAUACAGGAAACACCGCGUCCUCCCGCUGCUGCUGGGGCUCACCAAGCUGUUUGCCAAUGGCAAUAACCAACUUCCAAGACACUCACAUUUCCUCUGCAGACAAAUUGAAAAAUGGAGGAGGAGGGGAGGGAUUUUUUUCAGGGAAACAAAACAAAACAAAAUUAAGGACAGCAAUGAUCCCAUCUCCCCUCAUUGAUGCCCAGACCUGCCAAGGACAGUCAUCUGCUGGGAGGGCCCUGGCUCUGCACAUUGUUCCGUUUGGUGGACAGGCAUCAUGUUUCCUUCCCUGGUGUCUGUCAUCCCCUCCACAUGGCAAAGGAAAACCCUGUUGCAGUGAAGCGAGAGAAGCCACAGCAGCACAACACGCACUGUUGACCAUUUUCUGGGAAAGAAAGAAAACCCCCCAUUUGGAGAGGAGAAAGAGGAGAAGGAACACUGGAAUGUUAUUUUUUGGGUCUUGACACUGGGGUGCCAAAUCUACUUUCCUUCCUUCUGCCUCCCUUCCCCCUCGGCUCUCACUGGUCUUAUCAUCCUGUUCUGUCUCGGCUUCCCUCCCCCUUUACCCACUCCCUCUGUGUCCAGGCUUGGAGAGGGCCAUGGGCAGAUGCCUCUUCUCUUGUUCUGUAAAGAAAGCCUAAGAAGAAAGCAGAGCAGAAACCAAGCCAGAGGAAGGGACAUCGCCACCAUAUGCUGUUGAUGGUUCUCUUUAUGAAGGUGCAGCUUGUAGGAGAUUUGUACGGAUGUGCUUUUAAGUUAUGUAUAUUGCAUAUAACAGGAGAAAUUAUUCCAAUAAACAGUGCUGGUAAGUAUGAAGCUGACAUUUUAAAGUGAUAAUGCUCUGACUGUGAUUGAUGUGCCCACAAGGCUCCCUUGACAUCACCAAAAAGGUCCACCAUGGAGACAGGGAGCCCAGCUGUGGGCAGCUCCUCAGCAGGGCCGCAGUUCAGUGUAGUGAUACCAUGUGUGAUGUUCGUGAUUGGUGGAUUGGUGGGAAGGGAUAGGGUCUGGGAAGGGACCAAAUGCAGAGACAGGAGUCUGCAAGAAGUCUCCGGCAAGAAAAAAACAACACAGAGAGGGUCCAUAAUGUCUUCUCUCCCUCUGCCCACUGCACCCUCCUCCAGCAGGAGCAACCAAUGCCUGGUCUAUGCUCAAAUUUGGAGUUUGGUGAUGGGGUCCUGUGCACAGGUCCCCUGCCUUAGUCUCCUGCUACCCUCUUUUUUUUGGCCACAUAUCUUGCCUAUCCCUAACAGCGAGCUUUCUGUGCCAUGAUGCUCCCCUCCUUGGCACACCCUCCUCCUCCAGAGAAUGGUGGCCUGGAAAUUUCCAGCUCAGUCUUUCCCUCUGCCCCUCCCCUAAUUGGAAAUUUUCUCUUUUCCUGGGCCAGAGCAGCUAGGGAAGAGGCCAGGCUCACAGCAGGCUCUGAUCGCUCCAAACUGCAUCCUCAAAGGCUUUGCCAGCCCUAGAAAUGGAUGCCAGGUGGGGUGGCUUCAGGGUUCUAGCUAAGAGAAGGGUCUGACUUUGGAGGCCACCCCUUGCCCCCACCCCCCACUUCUGUCUGUAUCUGUGCCCGAGCCCGGAGGUGCUUUCAGAGGAAGACCCCCAUGUAGUGUCAGCACUGACCCUUAGGCCAGUAAAGUUGGGGCUCCCUAGGAUCCCCAGGCUUUCUUCCAGAAGCCCUGACUCCACAAGCAGGAACCUCUUUCUAAGGGACUCCUGCUGUGCUAUGAUUUCCUCAGGCCCACCCCAUACCCCUAGCUUUGCUUCUAAAGCUGUCAUAAAUCUAUUCUGCAACUAUUUACUAACUUACUCCAGCUGCUGUUGCAGGAAAGAAGGGAAGAGGAGGCGCUGCAUAGCCCCUCGGAGCCAGCCUUACUUAGAUUUCCAGCCCUUCCAAUUGCCAAUGCCUCCCCCAAACAGCCUGGACAUGGUCCCAGGAGACUCCCAGAGGGCUGGGGCCUGUGGGUAGUUACCCUGAAGACACAUCUCUGGUGCUGACUCAAGGCAGGACAAGACCCUUGAGUCAGAGGUCGGGAAGGGAACAGGACCUGGGACAAGUGCCCACACAGUCCUGCUGAGCAUCCCCAGGGAGAAGCCACAGAGCCCUCCACGCCUUCACAAAUGUCUAAGCAAGAGCCGGAGUGACUUUCUCUCUGGGGCCCCUGGAAUUUGGCUCAGGCACCCCUGUCUUGGCAGAAGCAGGAGUCCAGGGUGCACUGGAGUGAGCUGCCAUCCAGCCCCUGCCUGCAAAGCCAGGGAGAGGACAGGCAAGGGUCAAGCCAGGGGCCUUAGCUGGGGCCCACUGGAGUUUGUGGAGGUGUCUGUCCCAUGCUGCUCUCAUCCCUUAUGCAGGGAGCAGGGACGCUGCUGAGCAAAAUCUAGGGCACUGACUCCCCUCAUCCCCUAAUCUUACAGAGAAUAGAUGUUUGUCUUGUCUGUCUUCAACCUACUUCUCCUUUUAUCCUUUUGGCAUUCUCAUUCUCUGUGUGCUGCCUCUCCACCCAGGAGACCAGGGAACAGAGGGAAAGGUCCUGGAGGGCGCUCAGGAGGUCCAGAGGUCAUCCUGGCUCAGUCCCCAACUUGCCAUGUGACACUAGGCUGGUCCCCUUCCCUCUUCAGGGCUCGUCUCCCCCACUAGCAAACGAGGAGAACCCAGUCGCCCUUCAGGAUCUUUGUCCAAUCUGCCAUCCUCCAGCCCUUCAUUUUCUCUUGUUUUGCUUUCUCGAAUCUUUUCCAUCUGAGGGUACAGGAAUUGCCAUGAUCGGUUUCUGUUUUGAGCCCUGCAAGCACAUUCCAAGACUGGCCUGAAAUUGCAUGAGCAACAUCACUUUAAAUACUUUUUUUUUUUCCCAAAAAAAGCACUUUACCACCCAACUGCAAUGCCGUCCUGUUCCUUUUUUACUCACCCCCCCUCUCGUCCCUGCGCUUCCCCCACCUCAGUGCUCUGUGCUGUAUGCGUGUGCUCUCUGUUCUUGUACACUCAAUUAAAGUGAAAUAAAUGUGUUUGAUGCUGAACCA